Actinia tenebrosa (Australian red waratah sea anemone) is the source of this 1296-nucleotide messenger RNA. Its product is annotated as DNA ligase 1. Gene Ontology annotation, biological process: DNA recombination; DNA biosynthetic process; DNA repair. The record is from RefSeq and is a predicted model, not a curated record. Gene Ontology annotation, cellular component: mitochondrion; nucleus. NCBI's taxonomy places the organism in Eukaryota, Metazoa, Cnidaria, Anthozoa, Actiniaria, Actiniidae. Gene Ontology annotation, molecular function: DNA binding; DNA ligase (ATP) activity; ATP binding.
AUCCAUCUUCUUGAGAAUGGAGAGAUUCACAUCUACAGUCGCAACCAAGAAGACAACACUUCUAAAUUUCCUGACAUCAUUGCUAGAAUGUCAAAGGCGUUCUCGAGUGAUGUAAAGUCCUUCAUUAUUGAUACCGAAGCAGUCGCGUGGGACAGAGAAAGAAAGCAAAUCCUUCCCUUCCAAGUUCUCAGUACCAGAAAACGAAAGGACGCAGAGGCCUCACAGAUUAAAGUGCAAGUUUGUGUCUACGCAUUUGAUUUAAUCUACCUCAAUGGCAAGUCCUAUAUCAAGGAGCCGUUCAGCGUUCGAAGAGAGACGCUGAGAUCGUCGUUCAAAGAAGUAGAAGGGGAAUUCAUGUUCGCUACGUGCAUGACAUCGACGAAUACUGAAGACAUCGAAGAAUUCUUGGAAGAAUCCAUCAAAGGAAACUGUGAAGGAUUGAUGGUGAAAACACUGGAUAAAGAUGCUACCUACGAGAUUGCUAAAAGAUCGCACAACUGGCUGAAGCUGAAGAAAGAUUAUCUAGCAGACGUGGGUGACACGUUAGACCUCGUCGUUAUUGGUGGCUACCUUGGGAAGGGCAAAAGGACUGGUUCUUAUGGCGGGUUCUUACUUGCUUGUUAUGAUGUAGAAAGCGAAGAGUUCCAAACUAUCUGCAAGAUUGGUAGUGGCUUUACUGAUGAAUUCCUGGACAAACAUUACCAGUUCUUCAAAGAUCAUAUCAUCGAAAAACCCAAAUCGUACUAUCGCUAUGACGACGGACAAGAACCCGAAGUGUGGUUCGACGCAGUUCAGGUAUGGGAAGUAAGAGCCGCUGAUCUUUCCAUUUCUCCUGUGUACAAAGCCGCAGCAGGACAGGUCGAUUCUGUCAAAGGUAUUUCCCUCCGCUUUCCUCGUUUUCUUCGCAUUCGAGACGACAAGAAGCCCGAAGAAGCGACAGACAGCAACCAGGUUGCAGAAAUGUACCGUAAUCAAGACAGUGUCAAGAACAGUGCUGCCCCGACGAACCCUGACGAGGAUGACUUUUACUGAUAGCUUCUUUCAGUACUUACAUGACAGAUUGCACAUUAGUUAUCCUCUUGUAAGUCAAACCUCCUGGGGGAGUUGACAUAUUUAAGAUCUUCAUUUACAACAAGAUGCCUUUUCUUAGCGGGACAUCAUUUGCACGCAAUAGGUUGCUAUCAAUAGACGUCACUWCCGGUAAUAGCUCUUUUUUGAUGGCUUGUAGAAUCCUGGAGGUUGUUUUGAUCUCUUGUUUUCUGGUUUGAUGUCGCGAAAAUAGUCAAAUACAAUAGU